Messenger RNA from Telopea speciosissima, 1697 nucleotides. Its product is annotated as argininosuccinate synthase, chloroplastic-like. Gene Ontology annotation, biological process: urea cycle; L-arginine biosynthetic process. The record is from RefSeq and is a predicted model, not a curated record. Gene Ontology annotation, molecular function: argininosuccinate synthase activity; ATP binding. Gene Ontology annotation, cellular component: cytoplasm. The coding region runs from base 102 to 1589 and encodes 495 amino acids. The transcript has 10 exons. Lineage: Eukaryota; Viridiplantae; Streptophyta; Magnoliopsida; Proteales; Proteaceae.
GUUAAAUAGCUCAUCUCUCAGCUGGGAGAGUCGAAACUGUGACUCAUUUGUUAACUUCGAUCCUCUCGGCUUCUCCGCAGAUAUCUGAGCACUUCACCUGCAUGGCUCAGUUACAGGCUAUUUCCUCCCCUCCAUCCAGCAAUCUCGUUUUCCAUGGCACUAAGAGAUAUGAGUCACUUCAGAUUCGUGAUAAGUUAUGCUGCUUAGGGAGAUUGUCUUCAAAUCAAGAGUUAGGGGCAAGGUCUAGUGGGCUCCAUGGGAAUGCAGUUGUUCAUCAGAAGGGAAACCUUAUUCAAGUUUCUGCUGGUCGAGGUAUUCAAGCCAUAUUGACUGGUGAAAAGGAGACUGAUGUUUCUGCAUCUCCAAAGGGCAGAGGAUUGCGUGGAAAAUUGAAUAAAGUGGUUUUAGCCUACAGUGGUGGAUUAGACACCUCAGUUAUUGUCCCUUGGCUAAGGGAGAAUUAUGGGUGUGAUGUUGUUUGCUUCACUGCAGAUGUUGGUCAAGGACUCAAGGAAAUGGAGGGUUUGGAAGCAAAGGCCAAAGCAAGUGGAGCUUGCCAAUUAGUUGUAAAGGAUUUGAAGGAGGAAUUUGUGAGAGAUUAUAUAUUUCCUUGCUUGCGUGCUGGUGCAAUAUAUGAAAGGAAGUAUUUGCUGGGGACCUCUAUGGCUCGACCUGUUAUUGCCAAGGCCAUGGUUGAUGUUGCCAAGGAAGUUGGAGCAGAUGCUGUUUCACAUGGAUGCACUGGGAAGGGAAAUGAUCAGGUCCGAUUUGAACUGACCUUUUUCGCUUUGAAUCCUGAACUAAAUGUUGUGGCUCCAUGGAGAGAAUGGGAAAUACAAGGGCGAGAAGAUGCUAUUGAAUAUGCAAAGAAACACAAUGUGCCUGUACCAGUUACUAAGAAAUCUAUCUACAGCAGAGACCGGAACUUAUGGCACCUCAGCCAUGAGGGAGACAUUCUGGAAGACCCUGCAAAUGAGCCAAUGAAGGAUAUGUACAUGAUGACUGUUGACCCGGAAGAUGCACCCAACAAACCUGAGUAUCUGGAGAUUGGAAUUGUUUCAGGACUCCCUGUCUCAGUGAAUGGAAAAGAGCUCUCCCCAGCAUCUCUUCUCACAGAGCUUAAUGAAAUUGGUGGUAGACAUGGGAUUGGCCGUAUCGACAUGGUUGAAAACCGGCUUGUUGGAAUGAAAAGCCGUGGGGUCUAUGAAACUCCUGGAGGGACCAUCCUCUUUGCUGCUGCCCAAGAACUCGAGUCCUUGACACUUGACCGGGAGACAAUGCAGGUUAAGGAUUCACUUGCAUUAAAAUAUGCCGAGCUGGUGUAUGCAGGUAGAUGGUUUGAUCCACUUCGACAGUCAAUGGAUGCAUUCAUGGAGAAGAUAACUGAGACCACAACAGGGUCAGUGACCCUGAAACUGUAUAAAGGAUCUGUCACAGUGACAGGUCGGAAAAGUCCAUAUAGCCUGUAUAGGCAAGAUAUAUCAUCAUUUGAGAGUGGCCAAAUAUACGACCAGGCUGAUGCUGCUGGUUUCAUACGGCUAUAUGGUCUCCCAAUGAGGGUUCGAGCAAUGCUGGAGAAGGGUAUCUGAAGACUCUUCUCUCUCUCUCUCUCUCUCUCUCUCUCUCUCUUUAAUGUAGUGAAGGUGUAAACAGUCGGUAGGUGUUUCAUUGAACCCAAACCAGGGAAGCAGAUAGAA